GCAAUUUGGCCAACCAGGCGCACGUGUGAGGUUAAGUUGAAACGCAAGUUGGGGAAUAACGCGUAUAAAUCUAAAAACUGAUAAAACAAAAGAAUGUGUGCUGACGACACACUGCAAUUCUACUUGGGACUGACGAAAUUAUAAAGAUAAUUGCAGCCACACGCACAAAUAUAAGUUGCAAAAUGUUGUCACGUUGCAAAUGGAGCAUGUUGCAGCGACUACAACAUGUGUCCGCACGCCUGAUCAUGAUGCAACUGCAAGCGACUGCUCCGAGUUUCCACAUGAGAAGCCACCAUGUGGGUGUCGUGCAGCAGGCGCCUAGCAAAAGAACCAAGCUUGAACUCAAGCGCCGCUUGAAAGCCGAACAAAAGGCCAAGGAGAAGGCGGAAAAAGAGGCAACACGCACCGCCAACGCAAUUGUAGCAGGCGAUGCCGCUGGCGGCGGCAAGAAGAAAUCCUCUGCAGCCGAGGAAGAAGAAAUCUCACCAAAUGAGUACUUCAAGUUGCGUUCUGCUGCUGUGGCAGAGUUAAAGAAAACACCAGAAACACAUCCGUAUCCACAUAAAUUCCAUGUUAGCAUCUCACUGGAGAACUUCAUAGCUCAAUACACGGACCUGAAGGAUGGAGAGACUCUGGAGAAUGUCAAUCUUAGUCUAGCGGGUCGUGUGCAUGCCAUUCGUGAAUCCGGCGCCAAAUUGAUAUUUUACGAUCUGCGUGGCGAGGGCGUCAAGCUGCAGGUCAUGGCCAGUGCCAAGUCGUAUAAAAGUGAGGCUGCCUUUGAGGUGGACACAGCAAAGUUGCGCCGCGGAGACAUCAUUGGCGUCAGUGGAAGUCCCGGCAAGACUAAAAAAGGCGAGCUGUCCAUUAUGCCAAAAGAAAUCAAGCUCUUGUCGCCAUGUCUUCACAUGCUGCCGCAUUUGCACUUCGGGCUCAAAGACAAGGAAACGCGCUAUCGCCAACGCUAUCUUGAUUUGAUACUCAACAACAAGGUCCGCGAGACCUUCCAGAUACGCGCUAAGAUUAUUUCGUAUAUACGUCAGUUCUUCGAUCGUUUGGGCUUUUUGGAAAUCGAAACGCCUAUGAUGAAUAUGAUAGCUGGCGGAGCAACAGCCAAGCCCUUUGUUACGCAUCACAACGAGCUUAAGAUGGACUUAUAUAUGCGCAUUGCACCCGAGUUGUAUCACAAAAUGCUCGUGGUUGGUGGUCUGGAUCGUGUUUAUGAGAUUGGUCGCCAAUUCCGCAAUGAAGGCAUUGAUCUGACGCAUAACCCGGAGUUUACGACUUGUGAAUUCUAUAUGGCGUAUGCGGAUUAUCAUGACAUAAUUGAAAUAACCGAGCAAUUGGUUUCGGGUAUGGUGAAGACCAUACAUGGCUCCUAUAAAAUCAAAUAUCAUCCUGAUGGCCCCGAGGGUGUUGAGCACGAGCUGGACUUUACGCCGCCCUUUAAACGUGUCUCGAUGGUUGAGACCCUAGAGCAGAAACUUAAUGUGAAAUUCCCUCCAGCAGAUACCUUCAAUAGCCGCGAGACCAAUGAGUUCCUCUCCCAGCUGUGCGCCAAGCACCAAGUUGAAUGCCCAGCUCCGCGUACAACUGCACGUCUAUUGGACAAAUUGGUGGGCGAGUUCAUUGAGGAGACGUGCAUUAAUCCUACAUUCAUUUGUGAGCAUCCACAAAUUAUGUCGCCUCUGGCCAAGUAUCAUCGCAGUGUGCCGGGCCUGACGGAGCGGUUCGAGCUGUUUGUGGCUAAGAAAGAGAUCUGCAAUGCCUACACCGAAUUGAAUGAUCCCGUUGUGCAGCGCGAACGUUUUGAGCAGCAGGCCAGCGAUAAGGCUGCCGGGGAUGAUGAGGCUCAAAUGGUGGAUGAGAAUUUCUGUACGGCACUGGAGUACGGACUGCCGCCAACUGGUGGCUGGGGCAUGGGUAUCGAUAGGUUAACCAUGUUCCUUACAGACUCUAAUAACAUUAAGGAAGUCUUACUGUUUCCUGCCAUGAAGCCCGAGGAAGCCAACCGUAGCAAUCCAGCCGAGACGACGCAGGCCACAAAUUAGAUGGUAUUUAUGACAUGCGGCAUUUAGUGGACCAUGCCGACUUACUUUAUGCCUAGUUUAUAAAUGUGAAGUCGUUUAAUUUUGACACACCAUGUUGCAAACCCAAAACAAAACAUUACGAAAUGAAAAACUCAAUUAAAUUAUUCACUGCAUAAUAUGUAUGUAUCCAAGUUCUUGCUUAUA
Scaptodrosophila lebanonensis is the source of this 2231-nucleotide messenger RNA. RefSeq names its product lysine--tRNA ligase (gene LysRS). Bases 183 to 2048 code for a protein of 621 amino acids. Gene Ontology annotation, molecular function: tRNA binding; lysine-tRNA ligase activity; ATP binding. NCBI's taxonomy places the organism in Eukaryota, Metazoa, Arthropoda, Insecta, Diptera, Drosophilidae. The record is from RefSeq and is a predicted model, not a curated record. Gene Ontology annotation, biological process: lysyl-tRNA aminoacylation. Gene Ontology annotation, cellular component: cytosol; mitochondrion; aminoacyl-tRNA synthetase multienzyme complex. The transcript has 4 exons.